Messenger RNA from Alosa sapidissima (American shad), 6425 nucleotides. Its product is annotated as slit homolog 2 protein-like. NCBI's taxonomy places the organism in Eukaryota, Metazoa, Chordata, Actinopteri, Clupeiformes, Clupeidae. Bases 599 to 4651 code for a protein of 1350 amino acids. Gene Ontology annotation, molecular function: heparin binding; Roundabout binding; calcium ion binding. Gene Ontology annotation, biological process: axon guidance; negative chemotaxis. The transcript has 32 exons. The record is from RefSeq and is a predicted model, not a curated record.
GGGAGAGACUGAGAUUCUCCUGCAUGCACGCGCUCCCCGAAACUUCUGCUUGUGUUCUUGUGUUCUCGGAAGCUUUUGCUGAUGGAGCGGAGGAAUGCCAAAUCUUACCCUUUCAGAAAGCCUUCUGCUCAACACCACUUUCACUUGGGGAAAUCUUUUGGAUCACGCAAACUUUUCGCUUCUCUUUGAAGGAGAGUAACUUUUAAGGAAAGAACGGGAGGGAUAGGAUUUGUUAACGCACUCUCUGGAUGAUGGAUAUGCUGGAGAUAUCUGCGCAUCUGUAAACUCCAAACUUUCAACAGUUAUUUUUUUUUGCUCUUGUUAAGUGGUGCAGAGGACGUCAAAAAACGGACGGGGUUUUGAAUGGGAAGUUUUUACAAAGAAGCCAAGAGAAUAAGUUUGUGAAGUUGGAGAGACUACUUUUAAUCUGUUCCUUCCCCGGCUACCCUCACGCUCCCUUUUAAGACAUUUGUGAUAUACGCACGGAACUUGGUCAUCCAAACUACCUGCGGAUUUAUCAAGUACUUUUUUUCAUUGGGUAGAUAUUGUGAAUUUCUGUCUGUUCGUUUCUUCCCAAGCUUGCUCUCUCGUUGCGGAUAUGUUGGCGUCUGCGCGGGGGAGGUGGACCGUACUGAGGUGCUGGGGAAGCCUGCUGCUGCUCUGCGGAUUGCUGUGCAGUGUGGCGGUGGAUGGGUGCCCCCAUAAAUGCAGUUGUUCUGGAUCUCAUGUGGAUUGCCAAGGUCAAAGCUUCCGCACCGUGCCGCGGGGAAUCCCCAGAAACGCCGAGCGCGUGGACCUGGACAGGAACAACAUCACCCGCAUCACCAAGGUGGACUUCUCUGGCCUGAAGAACCUGCGUGUUCUGCACCUGGAGAAUAAUCAGAUCAGUGUGGUGGAGAGAGGAGCAUUUCAGGACCUCAAACAGCUGGAGAGACUUCGCCUGAACCGGAACAAACUGCAGGUUCUCCCCGAGCUGCUCUUCCAGUCGACACCCAAACUGGGCCGCCUAGACCUGAGUGAGAACCAGAUCCAGGCUGUCCCCCGUAAGGCAUUCCGUGGGAUCACAGCUGUUAAAAACCUGCAACUGGACAGCAACCACAUCAGCUGCAUCGAAGAUGGAGCCUUCCGAGCACUGCGCGAUCUGGAGAUCCUCACGCUCAACAACAACAACAUCACCCUCAUCCCCCUGUCCAGCUUCAACCACAUGCCCAAGCUUCGGACGCUUCGUCUCCACUCUAAUAACCUGCACUGUGACUGCCACCUGUCCUGGCUCUCUGAUUGGUUGCGUCAGAGGCGAGGCCUGGCCCCCUUUACCCAAUGCAUGGCUCCCGCCCACAUGAGGGGCCUCAACGUGCCCGACGUCCAGAAGAGAGAGUUUGUCUGCACAGGUCCAGUGCAGACGGAGCCUCGUAUGUGUGUGCCCCAGGCUGCUGUGUGUCCAGCCUCCUGCACCUGCAAUAAUAACAUCGUGGACUGCAGGAGGAAGGGGCUGACUGAGAUCCCAGCCAACCUGCCAGAGGGCAUCAUGGAGAUUCGUUUGGAGCAGAAUCUGAUUAAGAGCAUUCCUGCGGGUGCUUUUUCCCCCUACAAGAAGCUGAAGAGAAUAGACCUGAGCAAGAACCAGAUUUCUGACAUCGCUGAGGAUGCCUUCACUGGACUACGUUCCCUCACUUCGCUGGUGCUGUAUGGAAACAAAAUAGCUGAAAUCCCCAAAGGACUGUUUGAUGGUUUGGUGUCACUACAGCUCCUGCUGCUGAAUGCCAAUAAGAUCCAGUGUUUGCGGGUGAACACCUUUAAGGACCUGCAGAGCCUCAACCUGCUCUCACUCUACGACAACAAGCUGCAGACCAUCAGCAAAGGACUCUUCACACCACUGCGCUCCAUCAAAACACUUCACUUGGCCCAGAACCCGUUCAUGUGCGACUGCCACCUGAAGUGGCUGGCCGACUACCUGUUUGAGAACCCCAUCGAGACCAGCGGGGCCCGCUGCAGUCACCCGCGCCGCCUGGCCAACAAACGCAUCAGCCAGGUCAAGGGCAAAAAGUUCCGCUGCACAGGCACCGAGGACUACCGCAGCCGCCUUAGCGGGGAGUGCUUCCAGGACCUGGUGUGUCCAGAGAAGUGCCGCUGUGAGGGGACCGUGGUGGACUGUUCCAACCUCAAACUCACCAAGAUACCGCCACACCUGCCAGAGCACACCACAGACCUGCGAUUGAAUGAUAAUGAAAUCUCAGUGCUGGAGGCCAGUGGGUCCUUUAAGAAGCUGCCCAACCUGAAGAAGAUUAACCUUAGCAACAAUAAGCUGCGAGACAUCCGUGAGGGGGCGUUUGAUGGAGCCAGUGGCGUGAUGGAACUUCUUCUGACUGGGAACAAAUUGCAGGGAAUCAACGGACGAAUGCUCAAAGGCCUGACUGGACUCAAAACACUGAUGCUGAGGAGCAACCAGAUUACAUGUGUGGACAACGGCACAUUCACUGGCCUGAGCUCAGUGCGUCUGCUCUCUCUAUACGACAACCGCAUCUCGACCAUCGCCCCUGGGGCCUUCAGCACCCUGCACUCCCUCUCCACCAUUAACCUGCUGUCCAACCCCUUUGUGUGUGACUGCCACCUGGCGUGGCUGGGUCAGUGGCUGAAGAAGACUCGGGUGGUGAGUGGGAACCCGCGCUGCCAGAAGCCGGCCUUCCUCAAGGAGAUCCCCAUACAGGACGUCGCCACGCCGGACUUCACCUGCGAUGGUACAGAGGAGAAUGGCUGUCUUCCUGUUCCUCGUUGCCCAGAGUCCUGCACAUGCUCAGACACAGUGGUGCGAUGCAGUAACCGCGGGUUACACACGCUGCCCAAGGGCAUCCCCAAGGACACCACCGAACUGUACCUGGAAGGGAAUCUGCUGACGUCAGUGCCCAAAGAGCUGGCCAGCCUGAAGCAGCUCACCCUGGUGGACCUGAGCAACAACAGCAUUGGCUCUCUGGCCCCGAUGACCUUCAGCAACAUGACUCAGCUAGCCACCCUAAUCCUUAGCUACAACCAGAUUCGCUGCAUUCCGCUACAUUCCUUUGAUGGUCUACGUUCACUGCGCCUGCUAACUCUCCACGGCAACGACCUCUCCACCAUUCCAGAAGGAGCUUUCAACCAUCUAACUUCCCUCUCACAUCUGGCUCUGGGGGCCAACCCUCUGUACUGUGACUGUGAGCUGCGCUGGCUCUCACAGUGGGUGAAGGCCGGUUUUAAGGAGCCCGGCAUCGCCCGAUGCACUGGACCCCCCGACAUGGCCGACCGCCUGCUGCUCACUACACCACUUAACCGCUUCCAGUGCAAAGGCCCUGUUGACCUGAACCUGAUGUCGAAGUGCGCCCCAUGCCUGGCCUCGCCCUGCCAGAAUAACGCCACGUGUGUCAGCGACGCCAACGGCUCCUACCACUGCACCUGCCCCUUCGGCUUCAAGGGUCGUAACUGUGAGAUCCCUCUGAAUGCGUGUCUCAGUUUGCCCUGCAGUAAUGGAGGCACCUGCCACCUCGCCCCUGGACAAGAGGGACACUUUAGCUGUGUGUGUGUCCCUGGUUAUGAGGGUCCUCAGUGUGACGUAAACCCUGAUGACUGCGAGGACAACGACUGCGAGAACAACUCCACCUGUGUCGACGGCAUCAACAACUACACCUGCCUCUGUCCAUUCAAUUACAGAGGUAUGGCCUCCCUCUCUCUCCCUCUCUCUCUCUCUCUGCCCCCCUUUCUCUCCCUCUCUCUCUCUCUAUGUCCCUGUAGUGUGGAGUCGGUGAAUGACGGUAUCUUCCACACGGUGGAGCUGCUGAUCCAGAAUCAGACUCUGAGUCUGGUGGUGGACCAGGGCCCCCCCAAAAGCCUGGGCAAGCUCCCACGCCAGCCCUCAGUGGACCAUAACACAAAGCUCUUCGUCGGAGGCGUCCCUGCUCUGAUUGGUGCUUCCGGAUUGCGUCCAGGCCCCGACAGGCCGUCCCAGUCCUUCAACGGCUGUGUGCACAAUGUGCGGAUAAACGGGGAACUGCAGGACCUGGGGGGAGCCCCGCGGGGGACGGAGGGGGUGCUGCCGGGCUGCCACUCCUGCAGCGUGUGUGCCCAGGGCACCUGCAGGCAGACAGGUGAGACGGGCAUCACCUGCGAGUGCCCGCCAGGCCGGACGGGACCGCUCUGUGACCAGGUUGCCUCCCCCAGCCCCUGCCAGAACAACAGGUGUGUGCAUGGUCUGUGUGUGCCCCGAGGCUCGUCGUAUAGCUGCCAGUGUGCCGAGGGCUUCACUGGCCAGUACUGCCAGCAGCAUCAGGAGCCUCCCUCUUGUAGGGGGCACCAGUGCGGGCAGGGCGAGUGCAGAGUGGGCGAGAGUGGUGAGCCCACAUGCCACUGCCCAGCUGGCUACACUGGCACCAACUGCCAAACAGAGAUGCGUUGCCAGGGCGAACUGGUGCGUGAGCAGAUGAAGCGUCAGCAGGGGGGGCGUGUGUGCACCUCCACCAGUAAGGUGGCGCGGGUGGAGUGCCCCCCCGCCUGCCACAGCGGCCUCUGCUGCACCCCCACCAAGAGCCGCCGCAGGAAGGUCACCUUCAAGUGCCCCGACGGGACCUCCUUCGCCGAGGAGCUCGACACGCCAGUGGAGUGCGGCUGCACAAAGUGCCAGCUGUAACAAACGACCUCCCCACCCCCCUACCCCCCGAUGACCCUUGACCCCUGUGACCCCUGAACCCCAAACCCACCUCGUUGUGUGGAAAUGAAAAGGGACCUGCCAGUGAGCAACAAGCGAUAAACAACAGCAAAAAAGAAAAUAUAUUGUAAGAUAAUUAAAAAAAACAAAAUAAAUAGAACUUAUUUUUAUUAUGGGAUUUUUUAAAAGAACGAAAACAGAGACUGAGUUUCAUUUUUAUAUAUAUGAUAUAUAUAUAUAUAUAUAUAUAUAUUAUACAUUGAGUGUACGUGUGAAAUGAGAAGUUAUUUUGUACGGACCUGAACAACAAAUGGAAAUCCAUAAGAUGAAAAGAAGUUAUAUGAAUAUAUAUAAAAACAAACAGACCAUCCAUACAUUGACAGAAACAGAUUCAGCUUCCUGGAAAUAUAUGAAUUUCUAUAUGUGUACAAAUCUAUAUAAAUGCAUAGUCUUAACCAUAAGGAAUAAUUUUGAGUAGUGUAUUGCAUGUCUUGUAUGAGUCACGUUGAGAGGGAGAGUGAUGGGAGAUUUUAAUGUGAGGAGAAUGGACCGUGCCAAACAUGGCUGCCUCCAACACAAGGGAGAAAGCUGGAGCUCUUACGACAAAGACACACAGACACGCUCAUAUUCUCAUACACGUUCAUACUCGCACACACACACACACACACACACACACACACACAUAUAAAUAUAUACCCACUCACUAUACACACAUAAGCACACACACUCACACCCACUUACUCUAUCUCUCUCUCUCUGACACACACACACACACACACACACAGCGAGCCACCACCCUCCAUAGUGCUACACUGCCUCCUGCUCCUAUCUGGACUUAAGAUAGCGCCCCCUGCUGCUCGUUGAGUUGAACUGUUGAACCCUCGCGAGAUUUGGAAGCCGCCUGUUAGAGGUGAUUUGUGACUUUUUUUGCUCCAAUGAUUGGUUUGUGUGCUUCACGCCAUCACCAAUCAGAUGGAGGACUGGAGGAGUGGCCUACAGGCAGCCAACCAAUCACACGCUUUCCUCUGAUAACACACACACUGGUGUUGCUCCGCCCAUCCGCUUCCACAUGCUUGAUGUUGCCCCUCCCCCUCUGGUGUUGCCCUGCAUCUCUGUUGCUCCUGCAUGAUAGCAUGUGAACGUUGCCAAGGCAAAAUGUGAACUGUAAAGUGUGGAUGAGAGACAUUACCCAGAGCGCACUGCUUCAUGUGACCACAGCGCCAACAGGAAGUCAUGGCAAUACUCACACAAAGUGAUGUGCAACUCCAUGAAGUCACCAUGCUAAGUAGCCACUGUGCUGACGGAUGGAAAGGACUUCACACUGACGUAGUACUCCAUCAUAACCACCCCUCUACUACUACUAACACUAUUAAACACCAGUAUUCUAAGCCCAUUACUACUGUAUUGUUUACUUUAUAACCAGCUUUAAUAUCUGAUGUGAGUUUUUUACAGGAAACAGAAUUAUGUCACUUCCUGCCCCAUAAUUGGUAUAGUAUUUUGUUUGUUUUUUUUAAAGUAAAAGUCCCAGUGUGUUCUCAGUUUUAGUCUUGCUGUAAAUGAAACUGAGGUCUGCAGGUGUGUGUAGAGAUCUGUACUUGGAGUGAAUGGAUCAUCACUGAUUGAACCCAGUUAUGGAGACGCUAAUAUGAGUGCCACAGAUAACGAUGAUUUUAAGUAUUGUGAUAAUAAUGAUUCCCAGGAAAUCCAGAACUAAUGAGUGCUGAAUGUUGAAUUAAAAGUCCCCCUGAAACCCCCA